AUGGCCGACACCAUCGUUAGCAAGGUUGUGGAAGACCUGUACAACUUCAUGAAGGACAAAUUCCAGCAGGAACUAAGCGCAGCCUUGGGUGUGGAGAAGGAGAUACAAAAUCUCUCAUCAAAGCUCAACAAAAUCAGGCAGGUAUUGGAUGAUGCAGAGAGGAAAAGCUUCAAGGAAAAGCACCUCAAGCUCUGGCUCCAAGACAUCCAAGCCUUCUGCUACGACGUGGAAGAUGUUCUCGACGAGUGGCGCAUCACAACUCCACUACUUCGUUUGUGGAUGCAUCAGAGAUUCAAGUGGGGAAAAACUACACUUGCUCAAUUAGUGUAUGGGGAUGAACGGAUAAAGAGUCAUUUUGAUAAAAGGGUGUGGGUUUGUGUUUCACAGCCUUUUGACCAGAUCAAGAUUGCAAAAGCCAUUGUUGAGUCUUCAACCACUGGAAGCUCCCCAAAUCUGUCUGAGCUGGAAGUGUUACUGAAAAAAAUCCAAAACACUUUAUCUCAGAAAAGAUUCCUACUUGUGUUGGAUGAUGUGUGGACAGAGGAUGAUGCAAAGUGGGCGCCAUUUAAGAACUGCCUCCUCAUGGUUGGAAUCCCUGGGAGUAGAAUCUUGGUGACCUCAAGGAGUGAGAGAGUUGCAAAAAUGAUGGGAAGUGUGUAUCUGCAUCGGGUGAAGCUCAUAUCUGACUCAGAUGCUUGGUUGUUGCUUAGCAGGAUAGCAUUUUCCAAGAGAACGGAGGAGGCUUCUGAAAAACUAAAAGAAAUUGGUCAGAAAAACUUCGCAGCUUUUUUACUGAACACCUUUUUCCAGAACAACUUACUCCAAAUAUGUUCAAUGAAACUCCCAAACGAGAUAGGAAAUUUGAUUCAUCUAAGGUACAUCAAUUUAAGUUGGAGCAACAUAGAAGAGUUACCUGAUUCAAUUUACUCUUUGUAUAACUUGCAAACUCUAGAUCUUAGUAGAUGUUGGUAUCUUUCUAGACUACCUGAAGGGAUUGGAAAUUUGCGUCUCCUAGGCAAGAUUGAUUUAAGUUGGAACAAAGUAGAGGAGUUACCUGAUUCAAUUUGCUCUUUGGAGAGCUUGCAAACUCUAUAUCUUAGGGAAUGUCAUUCUCUUUCUAGACUACCUGAAGGGAUUGGAAAUUUACAUCACCUACGCAAGAUUUAUUUAACUUGGAGCAAAGUAGAGGAAUUACCUGAUUCAAUUUGCUCUUUGGAUAACUUGCAAACUCUAGAUCUUAACAGAUGUGGGUAUCUUUCUAGACUACCUGAAGGGAUUGGAAAUUUGCGUCUCCUAGGCAAGAUUGAUUUAAGUUGGAGCAAAGUAGAGGAGUUACCUGAUUCAAUUUGCUCUUUGGAUAACUUGCAAACUCUAUAUCUUAGGGAAUGCCAUUCUCUUUCUAGACUACCUGAAAGGAUUGGAAAUUUGCAUCACCUGCGCAAGAUUUAUUUAACUUGGAGCAAAGUAGAGGAGUUACCUGAUUCAAUUUGCUCUUUGGAUAACUUGGAAAUUCUAGACCUUUAUGGAUGUAAGUGUCUUUCUAGACUACCUGAAGGGAUUGGAAAUUUGCAUCACUUAAGAGAGAUUGAUUUAAAUUUUAGCAAAGUAAAGAAGUUACCUGAUUCAAUUUACUCUUUGAACAAAUUGGAAAUUCGAGGAUGGGGAACUGGGUGA
Ipomoea triloba (trilobed morning glory) is the source of this 1674-nucleotide messenger RNA. Its product is annotated as disease resistance protein RGA2-like. NCBI's taxonomy places the organism in Eukaryota, Viridiplantae, Streptophyta, Magnoliopsida, Solanales, Convolvulaceae. Gene Ontology annotation, molecular function: protein binding; ADP binding. The record is from RefSeq and is a predicted model, not a curated record. Bases 1 to 1674 code for a protein of 557 amino acids. Gene Ontology annotation, biological process: defense response to fungus. The transcript is spliced from 5 exons.